Molecule: messenger RNA, 1398 nt
Organism: Trichomonas vaginalis G3
Lineage: Eukaryota; Parabasalia; Trichomonadida; Trichomonadidae
Exons: 1
Coding region: 1-1398 (465 amino acids)
Source: RefSeq, a predicted model, not a curated record
AUGUCGCGAUCCAGGAACGUCAGGCAUUCAAUGCCAGCAGAGCUACUGGCUUCAAAUAAGCUUACUGCGAAACGUUAUAGAUUUUUUCACCCAUAUGAGCAGAAAUAUCGCUCGUCCGCCUCUUUAACGGGAAAUCAAAUCAGAAUUUAUUCAUCGACGCCAACAUCUAACAAGAGAUCUCAAUUAGAAUCAGAAGAUUCUCAAAGAUCUCAAGCCUCGACUGCUAAAUCUUCUCAACGUUCUCCACAAAAAAAUCAACAAGAGCAAAAGAAACAACUUCCCUCGAUUUUAGAAGACGAACAAUGCAUUGAAGCAAGAAAUAAAUAUAUGGGCCAAGAGAACCCUACAUUCGAAGAAGAAGAUCCGGAAUUUCUUAAAGUUUUUGUUGAGCACAUGAAAGCUUAUACAUUAGAUUGUGCUUCAAAGGAACAGUAUGAAGAAGGUAACCAAGCAAACAUUCUCACACAAAAUUUAAUCGAAAAAUUACAUUCCAUCAAAAAUUCUUACCAAAAGUCAGAAGACGAAAAGAUCGAAUAUCAGAAGAAGGCCGAUGCCCAAAAAGAAAAAUGGAAACAAGAACUCGAUGAAUAUGAUCAGCAGACACAAGAAAGAUUAAAGGCUUUAGAAGAGAAACAGCAAGAAGAAAUUGACAAAUUCAAUAACGGUUGGGAUGAAGAUACAAUGAGAAAGUACAGAAAACCAUCAGGACAGCUUUUGAACCUUUGGAGAAUGGAAAAGUUUUUAGCAAAGCAGAAACAGUUCGAAGAAGCUGAGAGAAUUCACGGAGAAGCUGAGAGGAUGUCUGCUGCUGAACAAAAACAAGCUCAAGCUAAUGUUGAAAAAGAUUAUAAAAUGAAAUUAGAUAAACUUGAAAAGAAACAUCAGCAAGAGAAAGAAAAAUUGUUUAAAGAAUGUGAAGCUGGAAAGAACGUUAUAAUUACAAGACAAUCUAAAGAAGAAAUGCAAUUAUUGAAUCGUGAGACCGUUGUGAACUUUAAAUCACAAGAAGCACCACGUAAAAACUCUCCUCAGAAGGAAUGUGGAACAAGAGAUCUUCAAAAGAAGAAAUAUUCCCAACCUUCCGUUUCAUUCCAAUUUCCAACCACUUUACCACCUCUUAAUCCACCAGUUCAACAAAAGAAUAAAGAAGAAAACAAUGAGAAGAAGGAAGAUAAGGAAGAGCAAAAGAAAGAACAAGAGAAAGAUAAUCAACAAAAAGAAAAGCAAGAAAAUGAAGGAGAGCCAAAGAAAUCUUCUUCUUCCUCUUCCUCUUCCUCUUCAUCAAGCUCAUCGGCAGAGAAUAGUCCGAGAAAAUCCGAAAAAUCAUCUUCCAGAUCUGAGCCAGAAAUGAAAGAUGAAGAAACAGCAACACCAGAACAAAAUCCUGAUGAGAAAUAA